Messenger RNA from Amborella trichopoda, 1804 nucleotides. RefSeq names its product transferases, transferring acyl groups. Gene Ontology annotation, molecular function: glucosaminyl-phosphatidylinositol O-acyltransferase activity. The record is from RefSeq and is a predicted model, not a curated record. Gene Ontology annotation, cellular component: endoplasmic reticulum; membrane. Gene Ontology annotation, biological process: GPI anchor biosynthetic process; protein localization to plasma membrane. NCBI's taxonomy places the organism in Eukaryota, Viridiplantae, Streptophyta, Magnoliopsida, Amborellales, Amborellaceae.
UUGACUGUUUAGUGCCUAGGCUCUAUACAAACCGCACAUUAGGGAUUACACGUUCGUAUCUCCUGUAAAAUCACUUGCUUAACUCAGGAAACUGAAAAGAUCAAAAGGGUCAAUCAGAAUUGGCCUUUGAAUGCAGUUCUAGGUUCUAAGAUGCCUUCACUGUAAAUCCAUUAUUCGAGGAACACAGAGCACAGUGAAUCUCUGGUUUGGGGUUUUUUCAUGGAGAACCAUGGAAGCUCCUUCAAUCCUCACAAGCACCUCAAGGAAGAAUUCGUUAGUAAUUUGACUGGUUCUUCCAUGGUUGAGAUCGCAGCUUUAUCUGCAAUUGUACCAGCCUUAGUUCUACUGCGGCAGUGGAGUGCUUACAAAUUUCAAGAUCUCUUGUUUGCCACCAAUAUUAGGCAGAAAAAGUCUGGUGUAGUUUCCGUAAGUGCAAAUUGGAGCAACUGCAUGGUUGAAUUGACCAUGGAUUUUCUUUGGAUCAUAGUUCCAACCCUCUCCAUUUUCACAGUCCUAGCUGACUGGACGAAUGUUUGUGCUGUUUGCUUGGUACUUCUGCUUGUCCUCUGUAUUGUACUGGAAAGAUUCUGGAUUUCCACCUCUAGUUAUUCCAAGGAUGGGAGCAAGCCUGUGGCAUCUCUAAGGGGAAAUCUUUCAUCAUACCGAGUUUCCAUGAUGCUUGUGACCUGCUUGUGCAUAUUGGCGGUUGAUUUCAAAAUAUUCCCCAGAAGAUAUGGUAAAACUGAGCGUUAUGGCACUGGUCUGAUGGAUCUUGGGGUUGGAUCUUUUGUAGUGGCAAAUGCAUUAGUGUCAAGACAAGCACGGAAAGCUCCUUCAACGAAGCAUGGUGCUGCAUUUCAAUCUGUAAGUCCUCUUAUCUUGCUAGGAUUUGCUCGGGUUCUGCUUACAAGGGCUGUUGAUUAUCAGGUUCAUGUGGGGGAGUAUGGUGUGCACUGGAAUUUCUUUUUCACACUUGCUGCUGUAUCAUUAUUAACUAACUUUAUUAAUAUUGAUCCUCAGUAUUCUGGAAUCCUUGGUGCAUUAAUUUUACUUGUGUACCAGUUGGUCUUGAAGGGUGGGUUGAAUGCAUACCUGCUUUCAAAUGAGAGAGACUUGGACCUCGUCAGCCUUAAUAAAGAGGGAAUUUUUAGUUUGUUUGGAUACUGGGGUAUGUAUCUCGUUGGUGUAGGCUUAGGGUACCAGCUGUUCUUUGCAAAGAAUUCAACCACUCAUGACACGGGAAAAUGCCAAAAGAAGCCACUAAUCGGGGUUUGGUUCUGUUCGAUUUUCUUUUGGCUAACGACAAUUUUUCUAGACAAGCAUGUGGAGAAUGUUUCUCGUCGAAUGUGCAAUUUAGCUUAUGUUACAUUUGUAUUGGCGCAAAAUUUCCAGGUUCUAGCGAUUUUGAUGCUGUCUAACUUUAUCCCCGAACGAAAAUUGCUUAGCCUAGAAGAAGCAUUUGAUCAAAAUUUGCUAGCAGCAUUUCUGCUGGCAAAUGUUCUCACCGGGUUGAUAAAUGUGUAUGUUGAUACUCUAUUUGUUUCAUCAACAGCAGCUUUUAGCAUUUUGAUUGGAUAUGCCGUGGCUUUGAGUUUUUUUCUUGGAUGUGCUAAGUUUUUCAACGUUAAAUUUAAAUUUUGGUGAACUAUAAUAUACUGAUUGUUAAUUUGAGGCAACAAGAUUAGAGGCCACCAUCAGACCUGAACAUGUACUACCGAUUGAUGUUGUCAAUUGUUUGUCUACUUUUUUUUAGCCCUCUCAUGGUGUUUAUGUCACUCUGGAAACCAUUGCUUGAGUUCCCAAA